Erythranthe guttata (spotted monkey flower) is the source of this 504-nucleotide messenger RNA. NCBI's taxonomy places the organism in Eukaryota, Viridiplantae, Streptophyta, Magnoliopsida, Lamiales, Phrymaceae. The record is from RefSeq and is a predicted model, not a curated record.
AUGCGGCUAAAGAAAAAUGAAACAAUUGAUAAAGGUUUGCAAGAGCAAAUUAAUAGAGAGAAAGAUUAUUGGCGGCAAGUAUUGGUUCGAAUAAUUGCACUUGUGAGAACUCUUGCACAACAAAAUUUGGCAUUUAGAGGGGACAAUGAAACACUUCAUAAAGAUGGAAAUGGAAAUUUUUUGAAGUUCAUUGAAAUGGUUGCAAUGUUUGAUCCCAUAAUGCAAGAGCAUGUUCGAAGAAUUGAAACAAAAGAGAUUCAUUACCAUUAUCUCGGUAACAAGAUUCAAAAUGAAUUGAUUAAUUUAUUGGCUGGUGAAGUCAAGAGGGCUAUCGUAGAAAAAAUAAAAAAAGCAAAAUACUUCUCUGUUAUACUUGAUUGUACGCCUGAUGUAAGCCAUAAAGAGCAAAUGACUCUUGUGAUACGAUGUGUGGACGUUACUGUAAGCCCAAUAAAAGUUGAGGAGUUUUUCUUGGAGUUUCUGAAAGUGGAUGAUACAACAUGA